This is a messenger RNA of Arabis nemorensis, 774 nucleotides long. The record is from the annotation of a GenBank genome assembly. NCBI's taxonomy places the organism in Eukaryota, Viridiplantae, Streptophyta, Magnoliopsida, Brassicales, Brassicaceae.
AUGACGUUAAACAACCCAAAUAUUUCUUCCGACGCAAUGACGAGAGCAAAAGAUGAACAAUUUGCAGAGUGGUGUCGCAAUUACAUUAACGAAGCGAACGAGUCAUAUGAAUUCCCAUUGUGGAUGCUUGAAUUUGUGAAAGGCCCUAAGCGUCAAUACACUACAUGGCCUAUGUAUUAUUCAAGGGGAUACCACUACCAUACACAUCAACAUGGAAACAAUAAGAAGACGAUGAAUUAUGGUGUAUGUGUUCGUGGAACCGCUGAGANNNAGUAUUUUGGAUUGAUNGAAGAGAUAUUCAUGAUUGAGUAUCAUGGGGCUGUUGGACUAAAAGCAAUGAUUUUCAAAUGUGAAUGGUUCAAUACAACACUUGGUCGAGGAAUACAAAGGCAUCCAAAUGGUAUUGUCGAUGUUUGCCCACAAAUGCAUUACGACAAAUAUGAUCCUUUCAUAUUACCAGAGCAAUGUGAUCAAGUCUGUUACAUUCCUUAUCCGCGAGUGCGUCAAAUCAAAGAAGAAUGGUGGGCAACGACCAAAGUUAUGCCAAGAGGGUUUCGUGAAACCCAAGAAGUUACUCAAACUGCAUUUCAAGANGAGCUUCAUGACCAUGUAGUUCCAGCUACUAAUAUGAUUCGAGUCGAAACAUAUGCAGUCGAAGACGCAUCAGAUGAUGANCCCUUACCGAUGGAUAAUCNUAAUGACGAGCAUAUUUCCGAAGAUGAUUUAGAAGAUGAUUGUCAUGAAUACUCGGAUUCUAGUUCAAAUUCAGUUUGA